UCGCGUUCAACGUGCCGUGCUCGCUAGACGUCCUGCUCAAUUCUGUGAGGAACACAAUUACAAAAUGCCUUUUUGCAAGUCAACUUUUAUGGGGAUAACGAUGUUCUGUUUGUUUGCCUUCGGAGACAGCAUAUUGUCUACCCGAAAUUUCAAGAGACAUGAGAGAGAAAGGCGAGCUGAGCUAAGCGUUAGUGGUCAGGCUGACAGUUUGCAAUGCAUUGCAAAUGGGCGGGACGGAAGAGAUGGAAGAGACGGAAAAGAUGGACGAGAUGGACAAAACGGCGCUAAAGGAGAGAAAGGAGAACCAUGUAAUUGCAACAAGGAAGGGGAAAUCCAAGUAGAAACAUUGAAACAAGAAAUAACAUCAAAUAGAAUGCAGUUGGAACAUCUGCAAAGUAAAGUGGUGCAACUAAAAACUCAAGUCAGCAUGUGGAAGGCAGACCCCUUUUCAUCGAGCACUGAGAAAGAACUGCGGCAGUGUGGUGAUAUACAAUACGCAAGAAAAAUUACCAGCAUUCCUGCAAGAUACGAUUAUCGAGCAGAAACGUUCGAAAUAGAUGGAUCGUUCUACGUUAUGGUCGUUUCUUACCACGAUGUCAGCAAGUAUGGAAUAGACUCUAUAAUAUACAGUUUUGAUGGAAAUGCACUGGAGAUAUAUCAGAGUGUGCCAACCGAUGGGGCUAUUGAUGCAAAAUACUUUGAAAUUAAUGGGCAGCGAUAUCUUGCAAUCGCACAACAUUACGGAGACAGAACGUCUCUUGGAUACGGAGUCAACUCUCAAAUACUCAAAUGGAGAAACAAAAGAUUUGAGCACAUUCAAUCUCUUCCAACGAAAGGCGCCUUUUCCGUUGCACAUUUCAAUGUUGAAAAUGACACUUUUAUAGCUUUUGCUAACUACUACGAUUCUUCUUCAUACAGCUUAAAUUCACAUGUCUACAAAUGGAGAUCUGGUCAGUUUGUAUUAUUCCAAUCCAUUCCUUCUUUGGGAGCUUUCUCAAUUAAGCACUUUCAAAUUGGAAACUUACACUUCAUUGUCAUUGCUCAUCAUUACACAGGAUCAACAUACAACACUGAUUCUAAGAUCUACCUUUGGUCAGGAGCACAAUUUGAGAUAUUUCAGUCUAUUCCAACGUUUGGUGCACACGAUGUUGAAACAUUUACGUCAAAUCAAUUUACAUUUAUUUUGUUUGCUAAUUAUUACAACCAAAACACCAAGAGCAACAACAUUGAUUCUAUUGUCUAUAUUUGGAAUGGCGUUAAAUUUGAAGAAUUUCAAUCUAUUGCUUCCAAAGGAGCAACCGACUUUCAAGCGUUUUCAGCAUGUGACAAAACAUAUGUUGCAAUUGCUAACCAUUACGACGGCAGUUCCGGAGAAAUUUCUUCUGUCAUUUAUAACGUGAAUGGUGCUGGCCUUCAGCCUUACCAACAUAUUACUGUUGCAAACAUAAUUCGAUGGUCUGCUUUCACCUAUGGUAAUAGCACUUAUCUAUUUGCUGGACCAAACACUACCAAACUAUCAUACCUCUUUAAGUGGGCUGGCUAAGACCAAGACCACGUGAACGAGACUGUAUUACAUGAUAUUUGCGACAACUUUACAACAGCUUGUUGAUGUCAUAAUCAGCUGCUGAUGAUGACUAAAGCAUGAAAUCAAUAUAGUGUUUCGUAAAGGAAA
Molecule: messenger RNA, 1672 nt
Organism: Corticium candelabrum
Lineage: Eukaryota; Metazoa; Porifera; Homoscleromorpha; Homosclerophorida; Plakinidae
Product: thrombospondin-type laminin G domain and EAR repeat-containing protein-like
Exons: 7
Coding region: 65-1543 (492 amino acids)
Biological process (GO): signal transduction
Source: RefSeq, a predicted model, not a curated record